UUCGACUACUUUCCCGCGAUUGUAAUUCGGUUCUUCUGAUUUUAUUUUCUUGAUAUUUUCAGUUGUCGCGAGAAAUUUGAGCAUGACAUGUUCAAUUCGAAUUUUUGAAAAAUUUCAUUUCACCCCAAAAUAAUGUUUCUUGCGUUGCUCAAGGUCAAACUUCCAAAUAUGACCGACUGGCACAAACCUAGCUUGAUUUUCCGUCGAUGUGUACUUCCUGGCGAAUGUUACAACUUUGUCCAAACUCCUAAAUUAUCAUGAUGGUUUUUAUGUUGUUUUAUCUUCCUGGUCUUUAAUGUUCCAUGGAUUUUCGUGCUGGCUAUAUGCUGAAGGACGGGUGAAAUAACUUCGAGGUCUGAUGUUACCUUUCAAUCAGAAGGUUACACAAAGAAUGAUUAUUGUAAUCACGUUUGAAGGUGUAUGAUACAGUUUUGCUAGCUUGAAAAUGGUGUAUGUGUCCCAGUCGGGAACAAUAGAAGAUGGGAGAACAGGGCCAUUAUCUUCGCCUUUCAAAUGGAUCCAGAAUUUUUUCGCCGAACUCUUUGCUUUCAUUUCUCUAUUCUUGCACAGUCUUCUCUCCCCAGGAAUCACCAAGAAGGACAUGAAAAACCAAAACCGAUCCGGGUCCAGCUUAGGGCGCCCUCCGCCCGGAGGAGGAGGUGGUGGACCUAGAGGCCCUCGGGUGCAUGGAUUUCGCAGAAUGGGCGGCGCCAGUCCUCCGCCGAUGGCUGGAGGUGGAUGAGGUUAAAGAGGCAGCCCUCACUCGAUCGAAACUAGUUUCUUUAAACAUGAAUCGACGUCUCUUGUCAACUAUGCAAUCAAGUUGUCGAUGAAACAGACUCCUAGUUCAGAGACUUCAUGUUUUGAUCUAAUUGAGUUGAAGUGCUGCUUUAUUUAGAUGUUCAGUUUUGGCAGAUCUUAAUCAUGUGACAUAGAUUAUAUUUGUCGACGUAUGGCGAGUUUCCUUCAAACUCCUCUGGAGUGAGGAACUCUGAAGAUGAUGUUGAUUUGUCUAUUUUUGAUCAUCGUUUCGUGUUAUUUUGCCUUAUUAACGAUCUAUGAUGUGAAGUUGUACAUGUAUUACAGUAAUGUAAAUAGUUACUUAAGUUAAAUGAAAUUACUGGAAAUAAUGCAGUAUAUGGGUAGUAUAAAUUUUGAAAAAGUUUAAUAGGUAGGUUAAAGGGCAGUAUAUAAUUUAACAUUCAGUUAGUA
Molecule: messenger RNA, 1212 nt
Organism: Symsagittifera roscoffensis
Lineage: Eukaryota; Metazoa; Xenacoelomorpha; Acoela; Convolutidae
Product: selenoprotein K-like
Exons: 6
Coding region: 446-742 (98 amino acids)
Source: RefSeq, a predicted model, not a curated record